UCUUUCUUCCCUCCUCUCCUCACUGUGACAAUGUGGCUCUGCAGCUUGUGUCAGUGGUUCAGUCUCAGAUGGAUGCUGAUUUUGAUUUUUGUAAUCCUGAUCAUCGUAAAUUUGCUCAACAAACAGGAUCCACCUCACUUCCCACCAGGACCGCCUGCUCUUCCUUUUUUUGGGAACAUCUUCAGCAUUGAAUCCAAGCAGCCUCAUAUUUACCUCACUAAGCUUGCUGAUGUUUAUGGGAAUGUGUUCUGCAUACGUCUGGGAAGACACAAAACGGUGUUCUUGUCCGGAUGGAAGACGGUGAAAGAGGCUUUAGUAUCACAGGCAGAAAACUUUGCAGACCGGCCUCACAGUCCAAUGGCAACCAGGAUUUACUCAGGAAACUCAGGUGGUCUUUUCUUUAGCAAUGGGAAGGUGUGGAGGAGACAGCGGCGCUUCGCCAUGGCCAUGUUGCGCACCUUUGGUAUGGCCAAGGGCUCCACGGAGAAGAACAUCUGUCAGGAGAGUCGACACCUGCAGGAGGCCAUGCAGAAGGAGGAAGGUAAAGCCUUCGACCCGGUGCCUCUUCUGAACAAUGCUGUGUCCAACAUCAUCUGCCAGAUUGUGUUUGGGAGAAGGUUUGACUACAGUGACCAGGACCUCCAGAGCAUGCUGAGGAAUCUGACAGACAUAGCCUACCUGGAAGGCUCAAUAUGGGCCCUGCUUUAUGAUGCUUUCCCAGCAAUAAUGAGACACUUGCCAGGGCCUCACAAUGGCAUCUUCAGCAGCUCCAGAUCUCUGAAGGAAUCCAUCCGGAAAGAGAUAGAAAGACACAAGCUGGAUCUGGAUCUAAGCAACCCACGAGAUUACAUCGACAACUUCCUUAUAGAGGAAAGACACAACAGGAACCAGGAUGUGGGAUUUGUGGAAGAAAACCUGGUUCUGUGUUGUCUUGAUCUGUUCUUGGCUGGCAGUGAAACGACUUCAAAGUCUCUGCAGUGGGGACUUCUGUACCUUAUAAACCAUCCUCACAUCCAGGACAGAGUCCAGGAAGAGAUAGACAAAGUUGUCGGACAGAGCCGCCAGCCCACCAUGGCGGACAGAACCAACAUGCCCUACACUGACGCUGUUAUCCACGAGAUCCAAAGGAUGGGAAACAUUGUUCCCCUCAACGCACUCAGGAUGGCAGCCAGGGACACAGUGCUGAGCGGUUACUUCAUACCAAAGGGGACGGCUGUGAUGCCUAACCUGACCUCUGUUCUUUUUGACAAGAACGAAUGGGAAACCCCUGACAGUUUCAACCCCAAACACUUCCUGGACGAAGACGGCAGGUUCAUAAGGAAGGAAGCAUUUUUACCUUUCUCCGCGGGGAAGCGAGCGUGUCUCGGUGAAGGUCUGGCAAGGAUGGAACUCUUCCUGUUUUUUGUCAUCUUAUUCCAGAAGUUUCACUUUUCCUCUCCGGACGGCGUUGAGCUGAGUACAGAAGGGAUAACUGGAGCCACACGCACACCACAUCCAUUCAAGAUCCUUGCAAAAUCCCGCUUUGACUUGACGGUUACAUGCGAUGAAACAUAAGCUGCAAGAUGGACAAUAGGCACUUUGUGAAAAUGCAUCUAUUGUCACUUUGGCAAAUUGCAGAAACAUCAGCAUUUUUAACUAGGCAAUGUUGAUGGAACUUUCUCCUUGUUCAGACAAAUCUAUAUGUAAUAAUUUAUCCAAUUAGCAACAUUUAUUUUAAUCAACCAUUAUCAAUCUUCUCAAACUCAUGUGACCCCAUGAUUUACUCACAAGGUUUUCGUUUUGAGAACCUGUCGACGAAUUGAGUUUAUUAUUGGAUUAAUUUCUGCAUUUUUUUUGUUGUUGUUGUUGUUAAUAGACUGAUGCUGGAUGAUGUGAUAAUUUAAUUGCCUUCUUUUAUUAGUCACGGCUUCCUUAAUAUAACCUACUGAGAAUUGACAUCUUAUUGGAAAUAAAGAAGAAUUCACUGCAAUUUUUUGGAAACGAAUUUAUUCAGCAAAAAAGCAAUAACAUUUUCUAAAAUUCAUCAGACAUUUCUUUAAUAAGUUACUCACAAACAUUUAGCGUUAUGCAUGUUUCUGUGUGCCUUCUACCUGAUUGUACAGUCUAUGUUAUUAAAUGACUAUGCCCUUAA
Messenger RNA from Poeciliopsis prolifica (blackstripe livebearer), 2131 nucleotides. RefSeq names its product cytochrome P450 2J6-like. Lineage: Eukaryota; Metazoa; Chordata; Actinopteri; Cyprinodontiformes; Poeciliidae. Gene Ontology annotation, molecular function: heme binding; iron ion binding; oxidoreductase activity, acting on paired donors, with incorporation or reduction of molecular oxygen, reduced flavin or flavoprotein as one donor, and incorporation of one atom of oxygen. Gene Ontology annotation, cellular component: intracellular membrane-bounded organelle; cytoplasm. The record is from RefSeq and is a predicted model, not a curated record. Bases 31 to 1554 code for a protein of 507 amino acids. The transcript is spliced from 9 exons. Gene Ontology annotation, biological process: xenobiotic metabolic process.